UCAGCCCUCAACAAUGCCUCCCAAGAAGGCCAAGAAGGCCGGCAAGGACGCCAAAGCCUCUCCCAAGCCUGCUGAAUCUCCUGUCAAGAAUGGCAGCGACAAGAGUGCAAAGAAGCCAUCCAAAACCCCCAGUCCCGCUAAGCCAGCUACUCCAGCAGCAGGCAAGAAAAGAAAGCGUUCUGACGAGGAAGACGAGGAGUCCGAAGAAGAUGACCGCUCGCCACCAAGAUCCAAAUAUCCUAAAAAGCCAAAACUCUCACCAAAGACUGCUAGAAGAGUAAAGCAGGAAGCGUAUCUUAGCGGCCGUAUCAAGGACCUCGGUAUCAAGGUCGAGCCCGUUAAGGGCCAUGAGCCCGACGAUGAAGAUGAAGACAGGCCCAAUGAGGACUGGAAUUCGAUGGAUCGUGUGCGCCAACGCUGCGAUGACCGCCUUGACGACAUAGAAGAGGCUGUUCGUGCACUUGGUGGUGAAAUACUCAAGCAGUACAAAAACCUCCCGGAGCUUGACAUCUCGGAGCAANAGAGCGACGAGACACGCCACGAGAAGCGACAGAAGAACAAGAAGAUCAAAAUCGACGAGGAAAUCGAUCCGAUCGCAGAGAAGAAACAUGUANAAGUGACAUAUUCGACAAAAGGAAACACGCUGACCAUAUCCCAAUCGCAGAAAUCCAAGAAUUUCCCGGAUGGUAAAAAACACAUAUCAGCAAAGCAACUGAAAAACAUUGUGAAGAUACUGGAGAGAGAGCUUGGAGAGGAGCUGGCCAGACGAAGAGUCCAACAUCCCGACGACGUGAGUCUUGCAACACAUCCAUCCAAACGCGCCAGAAAGGCAAAAGCGGCAGCAAAAGCCAAAGGAGAACCUCCCAAGUUGACCAGAACUCUUGAGAAACAGUGGGAAAAGCACGGCCUUUCACUUCGGGAGCUACUCGAUCUCUACAACAAGCAUGGUUCGAAGGCCUCAGCACCUGCUCGUGACGACCUCGUCAAGAAAUGUAAAGAUUACCGCCUCAGCACUACUGGUGAUCUCUGGAGCCUGGAAAAGGCCAUACUCAUGUAUGAGCUCUCACGCAAACAACGCAUGUAUGGAUUGUCGCAGGAUGCCAUCAGGAACAUCAUCUCUGCUCUUGGCGACAUCGAGGCUCCAGGAGAUACAGAGGAAGACGACGAUGGUAGCGACUCUAGUAACGACGCUGCCGGACCAUACGACAACCUCAAGAUUCACGGCAAGGGAAAGGGUAAACCAAAGGAUGGUAAGACCGGCAGUAAAGAUGCCACUGCCUCGUCCAAGGGUGGCAAGAAGAGUGGUAAAGAAGCGGGAUCCUCGCCAGCCAAAGAUGGAUCGGAAGGCGACAAGAAAGACGGUAAAAAAGACGGGAAGAAAGAUGACAAGAAAGACGGAAAGAAAGACGACAAGAAGGGCGACAAGAAGGACGGCAAAAGAGCGACAAGACUACUGGAGCCGGCACAAAGGGUACAANAGAGACGCACAAGAUCGAACAAAACAAUAGAUCUGGCUGCUGAAGAUGACAAGCUCAAGGUCCGGAAGGAGAUCACAAUCACAGAUGGUGGUCAAACCCAAAGAUUCACCCAAGUGAACGUUCCCGGGGCUGCACUCCGCUGCAUGUGGAACGCCGUUCAACUCCUCUGGAUCGGAAGACAAACAGCACCAGGAAAACGUGUUGCAGAUCGAUAUCCCGUCAAUGACCGAGUGCGCGAUCUCUGGAACGCAGUUAUGCAUCCUACAGAGGGCACUACAAACCCGGCACGUCAGUCAAGACUCAGACUUUACACGGCCUUGCAACGAGGCAGCCUCGACGCCGAUAACACAAGACUAGAGGAGCGUAUCAUCAACAGACGAAUGGGUAUGCUUCGAUACACGCCAAAUGAUUGCACAUGCACUGACGCUGAAUACANNGGUGAUUCUGAUAUGCUCCAAGUAGUCGCCGACGCAUUGGACAUUGAGAUCUUCAUGUACUGUCCUCAGUACGAUGCUGACCGGUCAAUCACCUGGGAAAGAUAUGUGAGAGGCCAACCACAGAAUGACAGCGCACGCCAGAUCCAUAUUGCCAACUACAUGCAUGCAAGACAUUGGACGGCGUUAACACCAGUCGGAGCCGGACCCAUCACUUUGCCGGCCUUGGGAGAGAUGCAUAGACAUCCGAUUUUCGGUAGCGAUAUACCCAUGCCGACCCCCCUCACGCGCCUCCAGCCCGGAGACGAGGAUAACACGGAUCUCAGGGAUGAGGAUCUGCACGACGAGCCCGAGGAUGGACAUGUCGCAGACACUANNCAGAGACGGAAGAAGAGGAAGAAGAUGACGAUUCUGAGGGAUGAAGAAGAGGAUGAAGAGAUGGGCGAGGAAGAAGAGGCCGAUGGUAAUGAUGGCCCACCACCACCUCCAGCCGCAGGAGCCGCUGCCGCUUCCGCGUCAAGUGCUGCUGCCAGAAGAACAUCACCGUCCGCAUCACACCCAUCUCGCAGCUCAUCCGCACCAGCAUCUACUGGCCGUGAUUCUCGCAGCCCGUCAGGAUCCCAGAAGCGAGCAAGAAGACGUGCUCGAUCAAGGUCAAAGAGCAAACCGCGCAGCACAUCUCAGCCCAGUGGCGUGCAGAAGAACGUUCAGGCAAGCCAGCCAUUGAGCANNAAAAAAGCACUCAAGAAGAAGUCAAAGGCACUCCGCAAGAUUUUCCAAAACUUCUAUCUUGCAAUGCCUAGUCCUCAAAACAUGGCGGGUGCCGCACCUUCUCCAUACCUGCGUUCAGCCGUCCCCAUUGCU
This is a messenger RNA of Aureobasidium musti, 2776 nucleotides long. The record is from the annotation of a GenBank genome assembly. Lineage: Eukaryota; Fungi; Ascomycota; Dothideomycetes; Dothideales; Saccotheciaceae.